Molecule: messenger RNA, 2357 nt
Organism: Drosophila melanogaster (fruit fly)
Lineage: Eukaryota; Metazoa; Arthropoda; Insecta; Diptera; Drosophilidae
Exons: 2
Coding region: 155-1432 (425 amino acids)
Source: RefSeq, marked reviewed
UCAAUAACAACACAGCCGCGAAGCGACAAAGGCCGGAAGUGCACUUUUUGCAUUACUGGGCGUUAAGUAACGUCACGGGGAACGAAAAAAUUUGUCUGCUCCCAAAGAUGGUGAUGUAGUUUUUUGCGCCAGGACCAAGUGGAAAAUUCGAAAAAUGGUGGGAAAGGGCUCGAGCGGCCUGGGCGGAGACACCAGUACGGGCAGUAAGGAACGCCCUGUUUUCAUUCCGCCCCGGAAACGUCAACAAACCAAAUCGGAGGCCAAGAAGCAGAACUAUGUGGAUCACAUCGUCAGUGUGCAGCAAAAUCGACCCAAGUUGUCGCCCUCCAAUCCGGGACUUGAAGAGGAGCUCCGCAAGUCCAAGCUGAUCAUCAAGAACAAGCAGCCGCUGCCGCAGCUGCCGGGAGAGCUGGGUGUGCCCAGUGCCCACGACACCCUGGCUAGCACCCACUCGGCCAGCUCCACGCAGCACAGCCAGAAGUCAGCCAGAUCGAACAGUAAUCUCAACGAGCUGCAGAACUUCGAGUCCAUAUCGCAGGGCACCAAGUCGACGUCGCAGCGGCACGAGAGCAGUACGGUGACGCCCAGCAGCUGUUGCUAUUCGGAGAGCAGCCUGGACGCCAAGUUGAGCAAGUCGCAGGACUGCCUGAGCAACCGGUCGUCCUCCAAGAAGCGGGUCAACAUCCGUACAAGCGAUCUGCCCGGCCAGGGGCGCAAUCAGCGCUCCUCACCGGAGAUAGCCAACUACGAAGAUCUGGAGUCCGGCGAAACGAGUGUGCUGAACAACUACGACCAGAGUCUAGAGCGGGGCUAUCAGGCGCGCAAGGAGGGCGGCGGCAACUACCUGACCAUGACGGGCACCAUUAAGCGGGGUCGCAAGAAGGGCCAGUCCGUGGACCUACAGAUAAACAUCAGUCGCGAGGAGCUGGAGCAGCUGAACGCCCAUGCGAUGGCCAGCGACACACAGAAGGGUGGCAAUUUGUGCUGCACCUGCAGCUGUGGCACCGGCCUCCACAUCCUGCUCAUCUCGCUCUUUUGCCUGCCGUUUGUGACCGUCGUUUCGGCGGUAUACUCCUUCUACAUUGGAACGCUCACCUGGUACAAUAUGUUCAACUAUUACUGCGAGGAGAGGACGUACCUGCACAAGAUCCUGGUGACGCCGCUGCUGUUCGUGAUCUAUCCGCUGGCCAUCGUGCUGUGCACCUUCGGACUGGGCAUCUACUCGGGAUUGCGGCAGCUGAGUCUGCAGUACAGCAGUUGGGUGAACGACAUCACGGAUAUCGAGAAGGGAUUCUACGGCUGGUUGUGCGGAUUCCUUCGCAUGCCCGACUGCAGUCCCUACGAGGUCGUCAUCCUGACCGACAUUUGUGUUGCGCCGCAGGAUCCCCAGCGGCUGCACAUCAACAAACCGCGCCAGGAACUAUCCAUGUAGGAUGUGAGAAUGUGAGGUGUUCCUGGUUCCAGUUUCGUUUCGACCAUAAGUGUGAUAUAAAAAACGUAAAUUACAUACGCAGAUCAACACAUUAAGUUUCCUUUGGCCAAAUUUGUUCCUUUCAACUUGACAUGAUCGCGUGUCUCUGCAAUUGCAGCUUUAGUGAACGGAAAUACAAUAUAUUAUAUAUAUAGAUAUCAACGCCACAACAUACAUAAUCCAAGCCCUAGAAAGUCUUAAGUUACUAGAGAUCUAACACUCGCACAGCGUCUAUAAAGCAAGGAAAACUUCUCAAUAGUUUGGUAGUCCGAAACUGAAAUAAUCUUGCAAGUGUCAGUCAAAAGUAGCAAUUGCUCAAUAAGUUAGAAGUUCAAAUUCAUUUUUUGUCUGAACAGAAAUGAUGGGGUAACCCCACUUAACCAAAUCAUCGUAAUUUCGAAAAUAGUUUACCGCAUUAGCUGCUUGCUUAUCUCAAAUCCAUCCAAUAUAGUUUAUGACAAUUUGCAAGGUUAUCAAAACAAAAAAAUACAGUAAACUGUUGUAGAUGGGCACUUGCCUACGAACUUGAAACUCAGCUUUCCUUUCCUAUAACUCAAAGCCAAAUUUAAAACUGUUUACGGAACGUAAUAGCAUUUACAGAAUAUGAUGCAUUUAUCUUCAAAAUGAACUAAAACCAAAUAAAACAGCCAACUUAAUGCGCAGUUGACGUGAUGGAAACUUUUUCUUAGUUUUAAACAAACAUUUUUUAUUUCUACGUCAAUAAAAAAAAACGCAGCAAAGCCACACGGACAUUUAUACACAUACCUAUAUAAGCAAACGUUUUUAAAAUAGAAAUUCUAUAUGUUAAGAACCCGAAUAUCAAACACUUAUUGAAAUGAAUAUAUUAGCCAGAGAAAUAAAGCCAAUAAAAUCGUAUAGCAAACAC